UGCCUCCCUCACCUGCACAUUCACUCGCGACUCGAGUCGCAGAACUGGGUCGCCUCGGUCUGAAACUCAGCUCCAGCCCAAAAAAGGGAAAACAAUGGCGAGACUCCUCUCUCAGACCCUUCUCCGCCACUCCCGUCGCGCCCUCAAGCCCCCGCCGCCCUCCAUCACCCUCAUCACCCUCCGCAACCGCUCCAACCGCUCCGGCAAGCUCAUCGAAAUCGACCUCGAAUCGACCCUCUCCUCCGCGUCAUCUUCGUCGUCGUCGUCAUCUUCAUCAUCAGCUUCUUCCUCUUCCGCAUCAGACGAGGAAGGAGAGGUGUUGGGAUUGAGGGGCCUGGAGGAGGCUAUCCACUCCAUCAUCGUCCAGAAAUCCACGCCCGAUUGGAUCCCUUUCGUCCCCGGCUCCUCCUUCUGGGUUCCGCCACGGCGGCGACCGGUCAACGUCGUCGAUCUCGUCGGGAAAUUGGCCAGGCCGUUGACCUUCGAGGAGGAGGAGAAUCUGUCUUUCGCCACCGUUCGCGGUUGGCCCAGCUUUGAGUUUUUGGCACGACCAGAUGGUGAAUCGCCACAUACCUCAAACGUGGAGUCAGCAAAUGAGUUGUCUAAGGAAGAGGUAGUAGAGAUUAGGGUGUUCACUACCUCAGAAGACCGUGGAUCCGAUGAUGAUGAAUGAGAAGCAUCGGCAUCUAAAAGUCAUGAUGGCUGGUUGGGAUCAAGUGCUAAUUAAGACAUGGAACUCAGGAGGCUAUGGGAAUAAGAAGGGUGGCCUAGAAGGAUAAGUGAGCGGACGGGAAAUGUUGUACAUAUCCUAUCUUGGAAUGAUUUGGGGGACAAUAAUUUUCAUUUAUCAAUUCGAACCUGUCCGUUUACAUCCUAUUUCUAUCAUCUCUAUAAAUGGUCAUUCGCUUGCUGGAAGCUUUUGCAAUGUUAUUUAACUGUUUGAACAUUCA
Rhodamnia argentea is the source of this 950-nucleotide messenger RNA. RefSeq lists its product as uncharacterized. The transcript has 3 exons. The record is from RefSeq and is a predicted model, not a curated record. The coding region runs from base 95 to 673 and encodes 192 amino acids. NCBI's taxonomy places the organism in Eukaryota, Viridiplantae, Streptophyta, Magnoliopsida, Myrtales, Myrtaceae.